ACAAUUUUAUCUGCUUCCUGUUAUCUCCAAUCUUGGCUCAUCGUAAGCACAUCUGAUAAUUAUAGUAACUGGUGUUUUCAAUAAUAUCAUUGAAUUUUCGCGUCUAAAUUUUAACGCGUACCUCACACACUCACCGGGUUUUCGUGGACAUUUGUGUUUCGUUUAAUGAACCAAGUUAAGUCAUUGUGAGUACUAGAUUAAUGGCCGUGCUUGUGUUCCCUAGUGUCUGGCCGACACCUGGACAAGACAGACUUAUUUUUGGACAUAUCGUUUGUUGGAUGAUGGACCCGUCAACAAAGUGAGGCCUGAGUUGGUAUAACAGUAGGUAUGUCAAUAUCCUUUUGUGUCUGUCAGGUUGUUUCCUGUCAGUUGUGACUCUCAUGUUGUGUCUGUCAAGUUGUGUUGGUCUGGCAGUAGGUAUGUCAACAUACGUGUGUGUGUAUGUGUGUGUGUCAAGUUGUGUUGGUCUGGCAGUAGGUAUGUCAACAUUCGUGUCUGUCUGUCCAUUUGAAUUGUCUGUGUUCCUCUUUGAUAGAAAAUAGUUUCAAAAAUUUUCGCAAUGUGUCAUGUUUAUUGUGUAUCGUAAUGUUUGAAAUGUCUCAUGUGUCAUAAUGUUUGAAAUGUGUCAUGUUUGUGGUGUGUCCUAAUGUUUGAAAUGUGUCAUGUUUCUUGUGUAUCAAAAUGUUUGAAAUGUCUCAUGUUUGUUGUGUGUCAUAAUGUUUGAAAUGUGUCAUGUAUGUGGUGUGUCAUAAUGUUUGAAAUGUCUCAUGUGUCAUAAUGUUUGAAAUGUGUCAUGUUUCUUGUGUAUCAAAAUGUUUGAAGUGUGUCAUGUUUGUUGUGUGCCAUAAUGUUUGAAGUGUGUCAUGUUUGUUGUGUGUCAUAAUGUUUGAAGUGUGUCAUGUUUGUUUUGUGUCAUAAAUGUUCGAAAUGUGUCAUUUUUGUUUCUUGCAAAUUAUUAUUUAGGUCAAGAUUUUUCAUGUGCACUGUGCAUUGUGUUCUUUUUGUCUAUCAUUUAAGCUGACGUUGACAUACAUAGAAGAAUAAAUUCUUACCUAAGUAAAUGUUUACAUGUUAAAAUAUUAUAACUCCAUUAUUUUUCAAACGUUUUUUAAAACUUAAACACAUUCAUGAAGAUAUUAUUUAAAUUUGAUUUAAAUAAUAAAAUAAUAAUUUAUAUUCAAUGCUCCAAUAUUUAUAUUUAUAAGCGUAUAUAUAAAAAUGUCCAACACUUCACAACCCAAAUUUCCAACACUCCACUACCCUACUGUCCAACACUCCACUACCCAAAUGUCCAACAUUCUAUUACCAAAAUGUCCAAAACUCUAUUACCCAAAUGUCCAACACUCUACUACCCAAAUGUCCCACACACUACUACCAAAAUGUCCAACACUACUACCCAAUUGUCCAACAUUCUACUACACAAAUGUCCAAUACUCCACUACCCAAAUGUCCAACACUCUACUACCCAAAUGUCCAACACUCUACUACCCAAAUGUCCCACACACUACUACACAAAUGUCCAACACUACUACCCAAUUGUCCAACAUUCUACUACCCAAAUGUCCAAUACUCCACUACCCAAAUGUCCAACACUACACUACCCAAAUGUCCAACACUCUACUACCCAAAUGUCCAACACUACUACCCAAUUGUCCAACAUUAUACUACCCAAAUAUCCAAUAUUCCACUACCCAAAUGUCCAACACUCCACUACCCAAAUAUCCAAAAAUCAGCUACCCAAAUGUCCAACACUCCACUACCCAAAUGUCCAACACUACUACCCAAAUAUCCAAUACUCCACUACCCAAAUAUCCAAUACUCCACUACCCAAAUGUCCAACACUCCACUACCCAAAUGUCCAACACUCUACUACCCAAAUUUCCAACACUACUACCCAAUUGUCCAACAUUCUACUACCCAAAUAUCCAAUAUUCCACUAAACAAAUGUCCAACACUCCACUACCCAAAUAUCCAAUACUCAACUACCCAAAUGUCCAACACUCCACUACCCGAAUGUGCAACACACUACUACCCAAAUAUCCAAUACUCCACUACCCAAAUAUCCAAUACUCCACUACCCAAAUGUCCAACACUCUACUACCCAAAUGUCCCACACACUACUACACAAAUGUCCAACACUCUACUACCCAAAUGUCAAACACACUACUACACAAAUGUCCAACACUCUACUACCCAAAUGUCCAACACACUACUACACAAAUGUCCAACACUACUACCAAAUUGUCCAACAUUCUACUACCCAAAUAUCCAAUACUCCACUACCCAAAUGUCCAACACUCCACUACCCAAAUGUCCAACACUCCACUACCCAAAUGUCCAACACUCCACUACCCAAAUGUCCAACACUCCACUACCCAAAUGUCCAACACUCCACUACCCAAAUGUCCAACACUCUACUAUGUUAAUAAAGUCUAAAAUUUUAUACAAAUUGAUAGUACUGUUUAUCAAAUACGGUAUUAGAAUAAAUAUAUUUUCUUGACCCCCCCCCCCUCAACUUCCAAAUCUCACAAUCAUUAAUAUGUCUUUAUAUAAAAUAUAUAUACAAUAUUGCAAUCACUGAUUGGACGAUUGUAACAAUGUGGCAAUCUCUGACAGAAUGUUGACUGCAAACGACCUGACUGAAUGUUGACUGCAAACGACCUGACUGAAGGUUGACUGCAAACGACCUGACAGAAGGUUGACUGCAAACGACCUGACAGAAGGUUGACUGAAAACGACCUGACAGAAGGUUGACUGCAAACGACCUGACAGAAGGUUGACUGCAAACGACCUGACUGAAGGUUUACUGCAAACGACCUGACUGAAGGUUGACUGCAAACGACCUGACUGAAGGUUGACUGCAAACGACCUGACUGAAGGUUGACUGCAAACGACCUGACUGAAGGUUGACUGCAAACGACCUGACUGAAGGUUGACUGCAAACGACCUGACUGAAGGUUGACUGCAAACGACCUGACAGAAUGUUGACUGCAAACGACCUGACUGAAGGUUGACUACAAACGACCUGACUGAAUGUUGACUGCAAACGACCUGACUGAAGGUUGACUGCAAACGACCUGACUGAAUGUUUACUGCAAACGACCUGACUGAAGGUUGACUGCAAACGACCUGACUGAAUGUUGACUGCAAACGACCUGACUGAAAGUUUCUUUUCUUUGGCUUUAUCUGGCAAGGUUUGGUUUGUGGGUCAAUGUUUGUAAACAUCCCAAACUUUCCUGUCAGCCCGGAGACCAACAGGUCCAAGCUGUGACAGAUCACGUUUAUCACCCGCGAAGUUCUGAGAUAACAAUGGAAAACGAUAUGCUGUGAUAACAGGAUCGAUUGACCACAAAAUGUAUUGAUAUAGAUUGGCCAGAAAAUAAAGUAUUUAAAUAGUAUUUCAUCAACUUUUGUACUGUGGGGUAAGCUCUGCAAACUGUCAAAUAAUUUCAAUGCACAGUCCUGUAUCCACUGAGGUCAACAGAAUUAGCGCGGGAAAUGUUACACACUCCUCCUCCCCCAGCUCUAAGGACGUGAAAUAUGGAAGCACUUCAAGCUGAAAUAUCACCAAUUUAACUGAGAGUUCAACUACAACUUAGUUAACGGACAGUUUAGCAAAGACCUAAGUUAACUGAAAAUUUGAGCUACCAUUAAGUUAACUGAAAAUUUGAGCUACCACUAUGUUAAAUUAAAAUUUGAGCUACCAUUAAGUUAACUGCAAAUUUGAGCUACCAUUAAGUUAACUGACAAUUUGAGCUACCAUUAAGUUAGCUGAAAAUUUGAGCUACCAUUAAGUUAACUGACAAUUUGAGCUACCAUUAAGUUAGCUGAAAAUUUGAGCUAACAUUAAGUUAGCUGAAAGUCAAGAAACAUCUUAGUUGACCGAAAGUUUAGAAACCACUAAAUUAGACUCUCCUAUGACGUUCUCAGACUCUCCUAUGACUUUUUAAACUGUCCAUGACGUUCUCAGACUCUCCUAUGACGUUCUUCCACCCUCCAUGACGUUCUCACACUCUCCUAUGAUGUUCUUAGACUCUCUAUGACGUUCUUAGACCGUCCAUGACGUUCUCAGACUCUCCUAUGACGUUAGUCGACCCUCCAUGACGUUCUAACACUAUCCUAUGACGUUCUUAGACUCUCUAUGACGUUCUUAGACUCUCGUUGACGUCCAUAGACUCUCCGUGACGUCAAAUACUUCAAAGACGUAACAUUAUACGAGAAUUGUAUAAAUGAGAAAAUCACAACAAAGGUUUAUGCAAGGUCAAGGUCAGCCACUAGGAAAGCGCUCUUAGCGCUAUUUUGGUUAGGUCGGGGAUUCUCCAAAUGUGGAGGUAGUCAUCCUGGGAAGGGCUCAUGUCUGCCCACUCUUCCGGCCCGCAGCAAUUUAUUUCCGAUCUCGACAAGACCAUUGCUGACGUGGCCAUAGAAGGGCGAUCACCGUACAAUGAACAAUGUUCCUGCUCCCACAAUUUCACCGACAGGAAAUUAUUUAUAUCACUGGAUGGGAGUCCCUGAGUUUAUGCGUGGAUUGAUGGGGCAACGAAACGUUUGCUAGAUACCAUCGCGUGGUGGUGCGGUGGCAACACUUGCAUGAUAGCAACACUUAUGUGGGUCUACCAUUGGCAGAUCAUUUUAAAACCCUUUUGGUCUACUUGUGGUCUACUACCUUUGGUCUCCUACUUUCGUCUCCUACUUUUAGUCUCCUGCUUUUGGUCUUCUACUUUUGGUCUCCUACUUUUGUUCUCCUACUUUUGGUCUCCUACUUGUGGUCUACUACUUUUGGUCUUCUACUUUUGGUCUCCUACUUUUGGUCUACUUGUGGUCUCCUACUUUUGGUCUUCUACUUUUGGUCUCCUACUUUUGGUCUACUACUUUUGGUCUCCUACUUGUGGUCUACUACCUUUGGUCUCCUGCUUUUGGUCUAAUGCUUUUGGUCUUCUACAUUUGGUCUCCUACUUUUGUUCUCCUACUUUUGGUCUCCUACUUUUGGUCUCCUACUUUUGGUCUCCGACUUUUGGUCUCCUACUUUUAGUCUCCUACUUGUGGUCUCCUACUUGUGGUCUACUACUUUUGGUCUCCUACUUUAGGUCUCAUAAUUUUGGUCUCCUACUUUUAGUCUCCUACUUUUGGUCUCCUACUUUUGGUCUCCUACUUUUGGUCUCCUACUUUUGGUCUCCUACUUUUGGUCUCCUACUUUUGGUCUCCUACUUUUGGUCUCCUAAUUUUGGUCUCCUACUUUUGGUCUCCUACUUUUGGUCUACUACUUUUGGUCUCCUACUUUUGGUCUCCUACUUUUGGUCUCCUACUUUUGGUCUCCUACAUUUAGUCUCCUACUUUUGGUCUCCUACUUUUGGUCUCCUACUUUUGGUCUCCUACUUUUGGUCUACUACUUUUGGUCUCCUACUUUUGGUCUCCUACUUUUGGUCUCCUACAUUUGGUCUCCUACUUUAGGUCUCAUAAUUUUGGUCUCCUACUUUUAGUCUCCUACUUUUGGUCUCCUACUUUUGGUCUACUACCUUUGGUCUCCUACUUUUGGUCUCCUACUUUUGGUCUCCUACUUUUGGUCUCCUACUUUUGGUCUCCUACUUUUGGUCUCCUACUUUUGGUCUCCUACUUUUGGUCUCCUACUUUUGGUCUCCUACUUUUGGUCUCCUACUUUUGGUCUCCUACUUUUGGUCUCCUACUUUUGGUCUCCUACUUUUGGUCUCCUACUUUUGGUCUCCUACUUUUGGUCUCCUACUUUUGGUCUCCUACUUUUGGUCUCCUACUUUUGGUCUCCUACUUUUGGUCUCCUACUUUUGGUCUCCUACUUUUGGUCUCCUACUUUUGGUCUCCUACUUUUGGUCUCCUACUUUUGGUCUCCUACUUUUGGUCUCCUACUUUUGGUCUCCUACUUUUGGUCUCCUACUUUUGGUCUCCUACUUUUGGUCUCCUACUUUUGGUCUCCUACUUUUGGUCUCCUACUUUUGGUCUCCUACUUUUGGUCUCCUACUUUUGGUCUCCUACUUUUGGUCUCCUACUUUUGGUCUCCUACUUUUGGUCUCCUACUUUUGGUCUCCUACUUUUGGUCUCCUACUUUUGGUCUCCUACUUUUGGUCUCCUACUUUUGGUCUCCUACUUUUGGUCUCCUACUUUUGGUCUCCUACUUUUGGUCUCCUACUUUUGGUCUCCUACUUUUGGUCUCCUACUUUUGGUCUCCUACUUUUGGUCUCCUACUUUUGGUCUCCUACUUUUGGUCUCCUACUUUUGGUCUCCUACUUUUGGUCUCCUACUUUUGGUCUCCUACUUUUGGUCUCCUACUUUUGGUCUCCUACUUUUGGUCUCCUACUUUUGGUCUCCUACUUUUGGUCUCCUACUUUUGGUCUCCUACUUUUGGUCUCCUACUUUUGGUCUCCUACUUUUGGUCUCCUACUUUUGGUCUCCUACUUUUGGUCUCCUACUUUUGGUCUCCUACUUUUGGUCUCCUACUUUUGGUCUCCUACUUUUGGUCUCCUACUUUUGGUCUCCUACUUUUGGUCUCCUACUUUUGGUCUCCUACUUUUGGUCUCCUACUUUUGGUCUCCUACUUUUGGUCUCCUACUUUUGGUCUCCUACUUUUGGUCUCCUACUUUUGGUCUCCUACUUUUGGUCUCCUACUUUUGGUCUCCUACUUUUGGUCUCCUACUUUUGGUCUCCUCCGGCUAGUUGAAAGAUUAAUGUUUUAUUAUUAAAUAGGAGGAUAUACCCCACACCCCUGUCCUCAUUUACGAUAUUGUUGACAUUACUGACAUGGAUGACAGAACAAUGAGUUCAUGUUGACAUUACUGACAUGGAUGACAGAACAAUGAGUUCAAGCCAGUUUUGUUAAUGAAUGAAUAGUGUUGCCGGUCCAUGAUAAGUCUAGUGUAAGGUUUCAUGCCGGACGACACAGUGUCAGGCUGCGACGGGUCUGUUCCAAAACACGAAAACACCAUGGACGAUAGGGUGUCUCAUUGUGGGCAUCAGGUUCAGGAGUCUUAGACUCGGGUCAGUUCUUGUUGUUGUGUACUUUGUUGACGGUAAGCCACUUAGACGCCUGUUAAUGUUUGCAUCGUUUGUUUGCGGUGAGACUUUUCAAUGCAGAGUGUGUUCCGUGCUCAUGUGAAUACAUUCUCUUUGUUUCUGUGUUAAUUUGGGUAGUGUGUCUUAUAAUUUGUGACACUCGCUGUAGUGUGUCUUAUACUUGGUGACACUGGAUUUAGUGUGUCUUAUACUUGAUGAUAUUGACACAAUAUUUAACCCGCAACAACUGAUGUAAUACUAGGGCAUAAUAAGGUGCCUUUUUUUUUCACUGGUUCCGAGUAUUUUAAGAAAAUACCCUGGUUGGUCCAAGUCUUGUAAUAAUAAGUUAACUUAUCCUAUUCUAUAAUAUAUGCCGACCUUUAAACAAUAGGCCCUAAAGACAGUCCUACACCCUACCUGCCUGCCUUUAAACAAUAGACCUACAGACAGUCCUACACCCUACCUGCCGACCUUUAAACAAUUAUACAAUAGGCCCUAAAGACAGUCCUACACCCUAGAUGUCUGCCUUUAAACAAUAGGCCUACAGACAGUCCUACACCCUACCUGUCAACCUUUAAACAAUUAUACAAUAGGCCCUAAAGACAAUCCUACACCCUACCUGCCUGCCUUUAAACAACAGACCUACAGACAGUCCUACACCCUACCUGCCUGCCUUUAAACAACAGGCCUACAGACAGUCCUACACCCUACCUGCCUGCCUUUAAACAACAGACCUACAGACAGUCCUACACCCUACCUGCCUGCCUUUAAACAACAGACCUACAGACAGUCCUACACCCUACCUGCCUGCCUUUAAACAACAGACCUACAGACAGUCCUACACCCUACCUGCCUGCCUUUAAACAACAGACCUAUAGACAGUCCUACACCCUACCUGCCUGCCUUUAAACAACAGGCCUACAGACAAUUCGUGGCUCUUUAUCAAUUAAUAGCAUAGUCGCCUCCCCUGAGUUCCACCGUCACGCUUGAUGCUCGUUGCGUGACAGCCUUUUUUCUCCAUUGAGUGCUAUUGAUAUCAAACAUGUGGGAAUGGGGGAAGGGGCUGGUUUGAAGGGGACGUAGGACACCAGACUCUUAAAUGGAUGUAGGACAUGUCCUGUUUUUAUAACAAGUUUUCCGACAUGCUAAACGUACUACUAAAUAAGUCAUUUGAUUACAUUAUAUGUGUUUAGAUGUGUCUAGAUGUGUUUAGAUGUGUGUAGAAGUGUUUAGAUAUGUUUAGAUGUGGUUAGAUGUUUGUAGAUGUGUGUAGAGAUGGUUAGAGGUGCGUAGAUAUGUGUAGAUGUGCGUAGAUGUGUAGUAGGUAGAUGCUGGUGACGAACGAUCUGGAUUGACAUUAAUUUAUAAUUUAUGAUUACACUAGGAUUAUUUGAUGAUUAUAAGCUGAUGGGAAGAUUAUUUUCAAUGGACGUGUUUAAUUUUGCAAAUUUCGAUGCUGUGUUCGUCUAUUUAGAUUUCCACUAUUUUAUUUAUGGUACAAUUUACACACGUUUUAAUAAAAAAAUUAAUGCAUCAUAUGUCUUUAUGUGAUCUUACAAUAAACGUGUGUUUUGGUUGAAGUGUUUAAGUUUGGAGAGAUGGUAAGUUCUGUUAAAGUUACUAGAGAAGGUAGGUUCUGUUAAAGUUUCUAGAGAUGGUAAGUUUUAUAACUUAUCAAAAUUUAGAAUGCUAUUUCAGUGAUAUUUUAAACUGUGUCAAGUGUCGGUCUCUAACAUGAACCUUGUUUGUGCGUUUUCUCGUGACAGACUAACAGCUGACAAGGCCAUGUGUCGACCUGAGUACUUGACUCUGUUUUAUGGUGAGUAGAACUAGGUCAUAAUUAAGUUUAAAUGAAAAUUGACAUGUUGUGGCAACAUUAGAAUACACUAAGACAUGUGAAGUCAAUGACAUGAAAUUGUAAAAUACUAGAUAACACAUAUUAAUGAUGUCCCAAUGACAUGACUGUGUUGCAACAUUAGAGGAUACAUAGAAAUGAGGUGCCCAUGACAUAACUCUAAAAGAGACUAAAUAUUAUCCCCCUUUAACCAGAAAUAUUGCUUCCACUACAGCAACAUAACUUUAUGUUUAAAUUAAAAACGCGAAUUGUGUUAAUAUUAGCUAUAUAACAAAUCCAUGUGUACAUUAGCUAGAAAACAACUUCAUAUGUAUAUUAGCUAGACAACAACUUCAUAUGUAUAUUAGCUAGACAACAACUUCAUAUGUAUAUUAGCUAGACAACAACUUCAUAUGUAUAUUAGCUAGACAACAACUUCAUAUGUAUAUUAGCUAGACAGCAACUUCAUAUGUAUAUUAGCUAGACAACAACUUCAUAUGUAUAUUAGCUAGACAACAACUUCAUAUGUAUAUUAGCUAGACAACAACUUCAUAUGUAUAUUAGCUAGACAACAACUCCAUAUGUAUAUUAGCUAGACAACAACUCCAUAUGUAUAUUAGCUAGACAACAACUUCAUAUGUAUAUUAGCUAGACAACAACUUCAUAUAUAUGUUAACAAGAAAACAACUUUAUAUGUAUAUUAGCGACUCAAACAACUUAUAUGUAUAUUAGCUAGACAACAACUUCAAAUGUAUAUUAGCUAGACAACAACUUCAUAUGUAUAUUAGCUAGACAACAACUUCAUAUGUAUAUUAGCUAGACAACAACUUCAUAUGUAUAUUAGCUAGACAACAACUUCAUAUGUAUAUUAGCUAGACAACAACUUCAUAUAUAUGUUAACAAGAAAACAACUCCAUAUGUAUAUUAGCGACUCAAACAACUUAUAUGUAUAUUAGCUAGACAACAACUUAUAUGUAUAUUAGCUAGACAACAACUUCAUAUGUAUAUUAGCUAGACAACAACUUCAUAUAUAUGUUAACAAGAAAACAACUUCAUAUGUAUAUUAGCGACUCAAACAACUUAUAUGUAUAUUAGCUAGACAACAACUUAUAUGUAUAUUAGCUAGACAACAACUUCAUAUGUAUAUUAGCUAGACAACAACUUCAUAUAUAUGUUAACAAGACAACAACUUCAUUUGUAUGUUAAUGACUUAACAACUCCAUAUGUAUAUUUGCAAUAUAACAACUGUAUGUGUGUAUUAGCGAUUCCCAUUUUUUAAGAAAUAGAAGACCUGUAAUUCGUCCUCUAAUUCGAUCUCUAAUUCGACCACUAAUUCGUUUUUUAAUUCGUCUUCUAGUUCAACCUCUAAUUCGACCUCUAAUUCGACCUCUAAUUCGACCUCUGAUUCGUCUUCUAAUUCGUCUUCUAAUUCGUCCUCUAUUUCGACCCCUAAUUCGACCUCCAAUUCAUUCCUCGCUCUGUGUAACAAACCAUUGGCCCUUUUUCAGCCAUCUAUUUCCUGUGUAUGACGGAAGGGGUGGCUGGGAGGCCCCAUGACAUGCCAUUGUCAGACGCCUCGAGCCAUGAUGACGUCAAUUUGAACACAACGCCGGCGUUCAACGAAGAACAUGACGUUUAUGACGACACACCGGACGAAUGGGAUGACGUCACAGUAUCAGCCAGGCAGCUGGAAGAAGACUUGUCGGUGAACAAACGGGGACUGGUGGGGGGCAAUCACCACGCAGAAGAUCACUCCUCCUUCACAACAAGCGAUGGUGAUGGUCAUCGCGCAGUGACCGGCACACCGACCCCUGGACACACACCGACCGGAGCUCCAGGCUCUGAUAUCUUACUGGCCAGUCUUGCAAACGCCAGGGAGGCAGAUGACCCUAAGGUUGACCUUGAGGUUCCAUCUGAAACUUCUGCCCGACCGGCCCUUGAUAACGUGACAGUCAUAGUGCAGUCAGCACAGAUCGUUGGAAGUGAAGUCAACACAGAAACUGCAAGUCAUCCAAGUCACGUGGUCCGAGAGCAAAAUGACAUGGAUAAAAUGACAUUGGCACACGUUGUGGAUGAUACUGGCACUGUCAGUUUCCUAUCUCGUGUUAUAGAAGGUUCUCACGUUUUGAACACUCGGCCUUCGUUAGAGACGAAUAGUACCGAAAGUUUAGUCUCAACAAAUGGUAUGGAUGCUGUCUCAACCCAUGGUAUGGAUGCUGUCUCAACACAUGGUAUGGAUACAGCCUUAACCCAUGGGAUGGAUACAGCCUUAACACAUGGGAUGGAUACAGCUUUAACACGUGGGAUGGAUGCUGUCUCAACAAAUGGGAUGGAUACAGCCUUAACACAUGGGAUGGAUGCUGUCUCAACCCAUGGUAUGGAUACAGCCUUAACACAUGGGAUGGAUACAGCCUUAACACGUGGGAUGGAUGCUGUCUCAACAAAUGGGAUGGAUACAGCCUUAACACGUGGGAUGGAUGCUGUCUCAACAAAUGGGAUGGAUACAGCCUUAACACAUGGGAUGGAUGCUGUCUCAACCCAUGGUAUGGAUACAGCCUUAACACAUGGGAUGGAUACAGCCUUAACACAUGGGAUGGAUGCUGUCUCAACCCAAGGGAUGGAUGCGGUCUCAACACAUGGGAUGGAUGCGGUCUCAACCCAAGGGAUGGAUACAGUCUCAACCCAUGGGAUGGAUGUAGCGGGAGGCGAUGACAUCAGCAACGCACCAUCAACUACCACAACGUCCAUUCACAGGAAUGUGAACAUCGCCCAGGAAGCUGGAGACGACAGGUCAGCGCUUGACCACAAUGCCUCUGACGUGGACGAGCACGACACCCCUGUAACUAGGAAGGAUGUUCAUAUCAUAAAAGAGGACAGUGACCAGACACUUCCAGUAGAUGCCGAUUCCAACUUCCAUGCCGACCUUGACCCGACUCUGUCCUAUAACGGCCAGCUGACAACCUCUGAGAUAAGACAGACGAACACACCGAGCUCACCAUCGCUUGUGUAUUCCACAGCCACUGCUGCAGAUAUGCAACAACAUCAACAAACACAAAUAGCUGCACGGGGUUUGGAGGGUAGUCAUAUGACCAGAGGCGAUCCAUUGACCCAAGCCAGUGAACCGGAAAUGAUAACGUCACCCACACACCUAACAGCAACGUCACAGGUUCGGUCAGGUGUGACACCGUUGCAGCCGGUGACAGAUGACACCUUGAACAGUUUGGAUUCAUCUGGAGAUGUAUCUGGUCGAACAACGCUUCAAGACUCUAACGAUGUCACAGCGCCUGACCCACCAACACACGAGCGGGGGACUACAGAUAAAGACGUUAAGAAUGAAAGUGAUCUACAUCAUGAUACCAUCAGUGCCGUCAGUGCCAUCAGUGCCAUCAGCACUUCAGCUCACCCCACCGUCUCGACAUCAACAACCGGUAGCGGCACCACACAAACUACUACAACUCCCAUGGGUACACGCAUCUUAAACUCACAAACAACCACCACGCCCGUAGGUACACGCCCAAACACACCGUUGAGUUCAGAUGUGUCAUUGACCACCCGGCAGCCUGACGCGACACUGACACCAAGAAGUUUGUCAAGUACAACAACGACGACAGAAGAAAAAUAUUUGGAGAGAACAUCCACGACUCAAAGUAGACGUGCACCAUCUACUCCAACACUGACAGGACUGAUCAGGUCGACUCUGUCCGGGGGCACCACACCAUCUACUCCAACACUGACAGGACUGAUCAGGUCGACUCUGUCCGGGGGCACCACACCAUCUACUCCAACACUGACAGGACUGAUCAGGUCGACUCUGUCCGGGGGCACCCCACCUCCUUCAGUUACAGGACGUGACGUCAUUAUCAUUGGAACAUCCUAUCAUAUGACCCCUGGAUCCCCUUCAGCCCAGACUUGGGCAACAUCUAGGUCACCAACAAUGCCAACUAACGAUACAGAAGAUGACAUCAAAUUGAUGACGUCAGGCAGUCCGUCAAUGUCCAGCUCGGAGUUGGUCUCAGCUGAACAUUCCCUUGCGACUCCAAGCGUUGAUGGCAUGACUGAUGACGUCACCACAUGGCAAGACCAAAGGUCAGAGGUGACACAGCAACCGGAGAAUAUAUUGCCAGGUUUGUCCAAUCAGAAUAUUUGUGAUGUGACAGAGGAUACAUUAACAGAGGUUUGUCUCAUGGGAGAAGUCCUGAUCUAGGCAAUAUCGGUCUUCUCAGGGUAUGAGAAUCACUGUUGGUGUUUAGAUGUUGUGUCGGGGACAUAGAUCGUGAGCUGGGGGGGGGGGAGUAGAAGAGUCUUACUGCUGAUUGGACGAAGUGUGACUGAACAAUUUAAUUUGUAUUUUUAAUAUUUAAAUAUUAUGAUCAAAGAGAGAGAGAGAGAGGAAGAGAGAGAGAGAGAGAGAGAAAGAGAGAGAGAGAGAGAGAGAGAGAGAGAGAGGGGAGAGAGAGAGAGGGGGGAGGGAGAGAGAGAGAGAGGGGGAAAGAGUGUAUUUUUAAUAUUUAAAUAUUAUGAUCAAAGAGAGAGAGAGAGAGGAAGAGAGAGAGAGAGAGAGAGAAAGAGAGAGAGAGAGAGAGAGAGAGAGAGAGAGGGGAGAUAGAGAGAGAGGGGAGGGAGAUAGAGAGAGAGGGGGAAAGAGGGAAUGUUAGGGAAGCCUAGGAGAGUAUUAUUUAUGAAAUUAAAGAAACUCCAUGACAUCAUUAUCUCUCCACUCUCUAGAGGGAACAGAGACGGACAACUUAAACCUAACUGGCAGCGUCCAUUCUUUCGUGGAACUCGACCUGGCGAUGUCAUGGAAGAGGUUCUGUAACUCUGAGGACCCAAUUAAAUGCGAGCUUGUGGACAUCAUGAGCCGUAGGCACACCAUCAUUACAGUAGAUCAGGUGAGUACACUUAAUGUUACAGUAGAUCAGGUGAGUGGACUGAAAGACUUGAUACCAUUCCACCUUUCUCCUGGACUGAAAGACUUGAUAGCAUUGCAACUUGCUCCUGGACUGAAAGACUUCAUAGCAUUCCAACUUGUUUCUAACACCGAUGUAGUGGGAGAAAUUGUGCAACUCGAACAAAUUCACCCUGCCAACAUUUGAGCCAAGCCACUUGCUCCAGUAAAUUUGCUGAACAAAAUGUCCGAGUGGGUCUCAGUUGUUAUGGCAGCAUCAGAGUGAAGAGUUGUUAUAAGUUAUAGCAUCAGUUGAGUGGUCAGUAGUUAUUGGCAUCAGAGUAGUAAGCACCAAUUGAUUGAAAAAAUAUGAGUGAAGCAGUGAUUUGACCUAUUUAUUAGGUCAAUCCAAGAGAGAGACCGUAAUCUGACCAAUUUAUGAGGUCAAGCAAUGAGAGAGCCUGUGAUCUGCCCUAUUAUGAGGUCAGCCAAUGAGAGAGCCAGUGAUCUGACCUCUUUGUUAGGUCAAUCCAGGAGAGAGAGUCAGUGAUCUGACCUAUUUAUGAAGUCAACCAAUGAGAGAGACAGUAAUCUGAACUAUUUAUGAGGUCGAUCCAAGAGAGAGCCAAUGAUCUGACCUAUUUAUGAGGUCAACUAAGGAGAGAGCCUGUAAUUUAUUAUAUUAAUGAGGUGAACCAAAGAGAGAGCCCGUGAUCUGACCUAUUUAUGAGUUCAACCCAAGAGAGAGCCAGUGAUCUGACCAAUUUAUGAGGUCAACAAAUGAAAGAGCCAGGGAUCUGACCAAUUUAUGAGGUCAACAAAUGAAAGAGCCAGUGAUCUGACCAAUUUAUGAGGUCAACAAAUGAAAGAGCCAGUGAUCUGACCAAUUUAUGAGGUCAACAAAUGAAAGAGCCAGUGAUCUGACCAAUUUAUGAGGUCAACAAAUGAAAGAGCCAGGGAUCUGACCAAUUUAUGAGGUCAACAAAUGAAAGAGCCAGUGAUCUGACCAAUUUAUGAGGUCAACAAAUGAAAGAGCCAGUGAUCUGACCAAUUUAUGAGGUCAACAAAUGAAAGAGCCAGGGAUCUGACCAAUUUAUGAGGUCAACAAAUGAAAGAGCCAGGGAUCUGACCAAUUUAUGAGGUCAACAAAUGAAAGAGCCAGGGAUCUGACCAAUUUAUGAGGUCAACAAAUGAAAGAGCCAGUGAUCUGACCAAUUUAUGAGGUCAACAAAUGAAAGAGCCAGUGAUCUGACCAAUUUAUGAGGUCAACAAAUGAAAGAGCCAGUGAUCUGACCAAUUUAUGAGGUCAACAAAUGAAAGAGCCAGUGAUCUGACCAAUUUAUGAGGUCAACAAAUGAAAGAGCCAGUGAUCUGACCAAUUUAUGAGGUCAACAAAUGAAAGAGCCAGUGAUCUGACCAAUUUAUGAGGUCAACAAAUGAAAGAGCCAGUGAUCUGACCAAUUUAUGAGGUCAACAAAUGAAAGAGCCAGUGAUCUGACCAAUUUAUGAGGUCAACAAAUGAAAGAGCCAGUGAUCUGACCAAUUUAUGAGGUCAACAAAUGAAAGAGCCAGUGAUCUGACCAAUUUAUGAGGUCAACAAAUGAAAGAGCCAGUGAUCUGACCAAUUUAUGAGGUCAACAAAUGAAAGAGCCAGUGAUCUGACCAAUUUAUGAGGUCAACAAAUGAAAGAGCCAGUGAUCUGACCAAUUUAUGAGGUCAACAAAUGAAAGAGCCAGGGAUCUGACCAAUUUAUGAGGUCAACAAAUGAAAGAGCCAGGGAUCUGACCAAUUUAUGAGGUCAACAAAUGAAAGAGCCAGGGAUCUGACCAAUUUAUGAGGUCAACAAAUGAAAGAGCCAGUGAUCUGAACAAUUUAUGAGGUCAACAAAUGAAAGAGCCAGGGAUCUGACCGUAUUAAAGUAUCGACCAUCUUUUGUCCAGGAAGCUGAGGUUUUUCAAAACUCACUGAUGUGUGUGAAACACACAGGUCAAGAAGAGCGCAUUUUUGCAAUGUUUGAUUAAAGUAACAUUUGUCUCAAACUCACAAAACAUUUGGAGCCAUUAUUUUGAGUAGGGGUUCAAGACUUAGUUAUAUCAUUAGAAGAGUUGCAAAACUUAGUCCAACAAUUAGUAGUGGUGCCCAAUAUAAUAAAGGUGGGAGAUCCUUGAUCUAGAGCAGGAAAAUGAUAGAUUCUAAAAGGUUUUAAUGAAUAAGGGCAUAUUACAGUCAUCUGGGCAUAUUAAAGUCAUAUGGACAUAUAAAGUCAUAUGGACAUAUUCGAGUCAUAUGAACAUAUUAAAUUCAUAUGAACAUAUUCAAGUCAUAUGUGCAUAUUCAAUUCAUUUGAACAUAUUAAAGUCAUAUGGACAUAUUCAAGUCAUCUGGGCAUAUUGAAGUCAUAUAGGUAUAAUCAAGUCAUAUGGACCUAUUCAAGUCAUAAGGACAUAUUAGAGUGAUCUGGGCAUAUCACUGUCAUAUGGGAAUAUUAAAGUCAUCUGGGCAUAUUAAAGUCAUCUGGGCAUAUUAAAGUCAUGUGAAUUAUAAGUUGUAGAUAUUUUGCAUUGUUUGCUGAUUAUUGCAUUGAACAUAUUUGUGAUUAUUGCAUUGAACAUAUUUGUAACUAUUGCAUUAAAAAUAUUUGUGAUUAUUGCAUUUAACAUAUUUGUGACUAUUGCAUCGAAAACAUUUGUGACUAUUGCAUUGAACAUAUUUGUGAUUAUUGCAUUGAACAUAUUUGUGACUAUUGCAUUGAACAUAUUUGUGACUAUUGCAUUGAACAUAUUUGUGACUAUUGCAUUGAACAUAUUUGUGACUAUUGCAUUGAACAUAUUUGUGACUAUUGCAUUGAACAUAUUUGUGACUAUUGCAUUGAACAUAUUUGUGACUAUUGCAUUGAACAUAUUUGUGACUAUUGCAUUGAACAUAUUUGUGAUUAUUGCAUUGAACAUAUUUGUGACUAUUGCAUUGAACAUAUUUGUGAUUAUUGCAUUGAACAUAUUUGUGACUAUUGCAUUGAACAUAUUUGUGAUUAUUGCAUUGAACAUAUUUGUGACUAUUGCAUUGAACAUAUUUGUGACUAUUGCAUUGAACAUAUUUGUGACUAUUGCAUUGAACAUAGUUGUGAUUAUUGCAUUGAACAUAGUUGUGAUUAUUGCAUGAACAUAUUUGUGACUAUUGCAUUGAACAUAUUUGUGACUAUUGCAUUGAACAUAUUUGUGAUUAUUGCAUUGAACAUAUUUGAGACUAUUGCAUUGAACAUAUUUGUGACUAUUGCAUUGAACAUAUUUGUGAUUAUUGUUUUUAACAUAUUUGUGACUAUUGCAUUGAACAUAUUUGUGACUAUUGCAUUGAACAUAUUAGUGACUAGUGUAUUUACCAUUUUUGUAAUUAUUGUUUUUCAAAUAUUUGCGACUAGUGUAUUUACCAUAUUUGUGAAUAUUUUAUUUACCAUAUUAGUGACUAGUGUAUUUACCAAAUUUGUGAUUAUUGUUUUUAACCAUAUUUGCGACUAGUGUAUUUAACAUAUGUGUGACUAUUGUAUUUACCAUAUUUGUGAUUAUUGUUUUUACCAUAUUUGUGACUAUUGUAUUUACCAUAUUAGUGACUAGUGUAUUUAUUAUAUUUGAGAUUAUUGUUUUUAACAUAUUUCUGACUAGUCUAUUUACCAUAUUUGUCACUAUUGUAUUUACCAUAUUAGUGACUAGUGUAUUUACCAUAUUUAUGAUUAUUGUUUUUAACAUAUUUGUGACUAUUGUAUUUACGAUAUUAGUGACUAGUGUAUUUACCAUUUUGCAAUUAUUGUUUUCAAAAUAUUUGUGACUAGUGUAUUUACCAUAUUUGUGACUAUUGUAUUUACCAUAUUAGUGACUAGUGUAUUUACCAAAUUUGUGAUUAUUGUUUUUAACAUAUUUGUGACUAGUGUAUUUAGCAUAUUUGUGACUAUUGUAUUUACCAUAUUAGUGAUUAUUGUUUUUACCAUAUUUGUGACUAUUGUAUUUACCAUAUUAGUGACUAGUGUAUUUAUUAUAUUUGAGAUUAUUGUUUUUAACAUAUUUCUGACUAGUCUAUUUACCAUAUUUGUCACUAUUGUAUUUACCAUAUUAGUGACUAGUGUAUUUACCAUAUUUAUGAUUAUUGUUUUUAACAUAUUUGUGACUAUAGUAUUUACCAUAUUUGUGACUAUUGUAUUUACCAUAUUAGUGACUAGUGUAUUUACCAUAUUUGUGAUUAUCGUUUUUACCAUAUUUGUGACUAGUGUAUUUUCCAUAUUUGUGACUAUUCGAUUUAUCAUAUUUGUGACUAUUGUAUUUACCAUAUUAGUGACUAUUGUAUUUACCAUAUUUGCGACUAUUGUAUUUACCAUAUUAGUGACUUGUGUAUUUACCAUAUUUGUGACUAUUGUUUUUACCAUAUUUGUGACAAUUGUCUAUCUCAGAUCAAGGUCCUCAACAAAGAAUGGCAAUGUUCAGAGCGCACGCAAGAGAUCCAAGUACAUGUGUAUCUGAUGGAUAAAUUUAACCAUUACGACAAAACACUAACACAGACUUGCUACCUUGUUUUGAAUGAAACCAAUGCCCUGGCCGAAGGAUCUAUUAUAGGGAGAACUGUUAGUAGACCUAAUUAUUAUGUCAAUUUUAAGGAGUACGGUUAGAAGACCUAAUUAUUAUGUCAAUUUUAAGGAGUACGGUUAGAAGACCUAAUUAUUAUGUCAAUUUUAAGGAGUACGGUUAGUAGACCUAAUUAUUAUGUCAAUUUUAAGGAGUACGGUUAGAAGACCUAAUUAUUAUGUCCAUUUUAAGGAGUACGGUUAGAAGACCUAAUUAUUAUGUCAAUUUUAAGGAGUACGGUUAGAAGACCUAAUUAUUAUGUCAAUUUUAAGGAGUACGGUUAGAAGACCUAUUUAUUAUGUCAAUUUUAAGGAGUAUGGUUAGUAGACCUAAUUAUUAUGUAUAUUUUAAGGAGUACGGUUAGUAGACCUAAUUAUUAUGUCCUUUUUAAGCAGUUAAGUUAGUAGACCUAAUUAUUAUGUCCAUUAUUAUUCGGAUGUCCUUGUUUCUUAGUUUGAAAUAAACAUUUUAAUGAGAGGAUAAUUAAUUAAACAUUUUUCACACACCAACCCACCCAGCCACAUACACUGCCACACCUAGCUACACACACCGACCCACCAAGCUACAUACCUGACCUCCUUCCAUUCACACAGUCACACACCAGCCCUUCCAGCCAGCCACACACAUCAACCAACCCACCUACCCACACACCAGCCCACCCACAUACACCAACCCAUCCAGCCACAUACACCAACCCAUCCAGCCAUGUACACCAACCCACCCAGCCACAUACACUAACCCACCCAGCCACGUACACCAACCCACCCAGCCACUUACACCAACCCACCCAGCCACGUACACCAACCCACCCAGCCACUUACACCAACUCACCCACAUACACUAACCCACCCACCCAUAUACACCAACCCACCUAGCCACAUACACCAACCCUCCUAGCCACAUACACCAAUCCACCUAGCCAUAUACACCAACCCACCUAGACGCCAACAAGCCACACAGCCAAACAGACACACAAACACAAUGAUAAUCAUCAAGUAAAAAAAUAAGCUAACAAUUUAAUGUAUCACACCAGCCGCUUAUUUAAUUUGGUUCACAAAGUGAAAAGAUUAUUCCAUCAUUACAUUUUCAGUUAAAGAAUGUCCGCAUCCGAGACCCUCUCAUGAAACCAGAGACGACCUCCCCUUCUCACAAUGAGCCUCCGGCUAUAGUGACUGACCCAAGCUUGUUCUCAGAUCCUGGUGUGACCGUUGCACUGGUUCUCUCCCUGGUAGGCGGCUGCUGCUGUGCUGGACUUAUUACCUUGCAGGUGAUGGUCAUACCUUGACCUAAUUAACAUAUUUCAGGUGAUGGUCAUACUGUGACCAAAUUAAAAUAAUGCAGGUGAUGGUCAUAUAUAUUUAUCUAUUUAUAUAUAAAUAUAUUUAUCUAAUAAACACAACACAGGUCAUAGUCAUACCGUGACCUAACUAACAUAAUGCAGGUGAUGUCACACCAUGAUCUAAUUAACAUAUUUCAGGUGAUGGUCAUAAGAUGACCUAACAUAAUUAACACCCCAAGCAAAAUUACAAGAUCAGUUAAAAGUAAAUUGGGGAAUGGAUGAAAAUUUUUUAAUCUGGAUUCAUUUUUUCAAAGAGGCUGAUUUUAAUUGUAAGUGAAUUACACAGGCAAUGAACUAAUGAGGCUUUGUCAUAUUUAGACAGACAAAGGAAACAUUUUAAAAAAUAAAUUAAAUGUCUUAAAAAGAUAACUUCACUACUUUACAGGUGAUCUUCCGGCGCCGGAAUAGAGAACGGCACAAUUUUAAUCCGACAUUCAACCGUUCACACAGCGCCUCAAGCCUUGACUCUAUUCAGCUGUCAUCUGUCACCAAGUCGAGACCCAACAGUGGAUUGUUCAACCCAGGUCUCGACCUGACUGACUCUGUAAGUCCUUGAAUACAAUUAAUAACCUGGCUUCAGAGUAAUAUUUCUAGUGACCAAUACCUAUAAGGACCAAUACCUGCAAUGACUAAUAACUGUAAUGACAAAAACCUGUAACAACCAAUACCUGUAAUGACCAAUAUCUGUUAUGAACAAUAACUGAACUGAUCAAUAAUUUUAAUGAUCAAUAACUGUGACAAUUUUCAAACGGAUUGAUACCAAAUCUGCAGAGAUUUGGUUUCUGGAAUAAGUAACAACUACCUGCAAUAUUGUACCAGCCAUGUUGUAUGGUAGCAUUAUUGUACCUGUAAUAUUGUACCAUAAUAUAUACCCUGUAAUAUUGUAUAGUGGAACCUCGCUAUAACGCGCCCCGCCAUAACGCGAAUUCGGAUAUAACGCAGUCGUAACAUGGCUCCCAAAAUUUGAAAUUCAUUUACUCCAUCAGGCCUAAGUUCUUUGAAAAUUUUAUCCAUUGCUUGGAAAGCCAUUUUUUAAAGCGAAAAAAAUCACAACUUUUCAAAAUAUCGUAGAAAAUGAGCCCCUAAACACACCAUGUUCAAACUAGUAUCAAAAUUAAUGUUGAAAACGAGGCUUUCUUCUGGUAGAACUAUAAAUAGUAAUACUUAAGGGAUUUCCGCUGUGAUUCGAAUGAAAAUACGCAAUCCCCGCUUUUAACGCGAUCCCAUUUUAUGGACCCCGAUCAUCGCAUUAUAGUGUAAUAUUGUAAUAUUGUAUCUGUAAUAUUGUACCUGUAAUAUUGUACCUGUAAUAUUGUACCCAUAAUUUUGUACCUGUAAUAUUUUACCUGUAAUAUUGUACCUGUAAUAUUGUGCCUGUAAUAUUUUACCUGUAAUUUUGUACCUGUAAUUAUGAACUUUUACUAAAUGUUUGUCCACGUAACUUUCCCCAGCUCCAACCAAGUCACCCACUUAACUUCAUGCAGUUGUCCAACUUUUGUGCUAAUGAAAAACGCAUCAGUGAAGAAUUCCAGGUAACAAAGUAGAUCUCUAAACUAAAUAGAUCUGUUAUAGAUCGGUAAAUAGAUCAGUAAAUAGAUUGGUAAAUUAAUAUGUAAAGAGAUCAGUAAAGAGAUAUGUAAAUAUAUCUAUAUGUAGAUAUGUUAAAUAGAUCAGUAAAUAGACAUAUAUAUUUAGAUCUGUAAAUAGAUCUGUAAAUAAAUAUAUAUGUAGCUCUUUAAAUAGAUGAGUAAAUAAAUCUAUAUAUAGAUCUGAAAAUUGAUAUGUAAAGAGAUGUUGUAACAUUACAAUAUUAAAACAUAUUUCAUCUUUUAAAAUAAAAUAUAUUUAUAUUGUAUUAAAGUGUUUUAAAAAGAAUUAUUAUGAAUGCCUUAACCCCAGUUAGUAAAGCCCUUCCCAUCUUUUCCAAGCACUGAAUCCACCAAAAUAUGUUAAAAACAUUUCAUUUUUAUUGAAGUCUAAGGGCUCAGCAAUCAGCUAAUGAAUUUGUUCCUGCAGACAUUGUUGAUUCUUUUUAAUUUAUAAUGUAAUCUGUUUGCUCUUAGUGAAUUUAAAUUAAAAAUUUGGUUAUACAAUUUUCACUAUACAUUAACUAAUGUUACCUCUUAAAUAAUGUUUUUAUACAUUAAAAUUAAAGAUGUUUCAUUUAAUCUGUUGCUAGAAGUAAGAUGUUUCAUUUAGUCUGUUGCUAAAUUUCAUCAAUCAGCAACUGCCAAGUCGAAUGCCACGUCUGUCUGUUGUACCAACAGGAGAGGAAGAUAAAAACAGAUACGCCAACAUACUGCCAUGUAAGCCAAACAUUCUGCCAUAAAUGGUCACAGAUUUUUUUUACAGAUUUUCUCAUGAAUGGGGGAAUAUCGGUAGUUAAAAAAAAAAGAGUAAUUGUCUUUCAAAAAUAGGAAUGAAAGAAUAUACAGGAACUAUAGGACAUCACAUUCUUUGUCCAGUGACUAUAGGACAUCACAUUCUUUGUCCAGUUACUAUAGGACACCACAUUCUUUGCCAACCCAUUAGAUCUAUUUCUGUUCAUCCUACAGUGGCCCAGACAAGAGUUACAUUAUUACAAGAUGGACCUGAGCCAAGACCCACUUACAUAAAUGCCAAUUACAUCACAGUGAGUAUAUUAGGCACAUAAAUGAAUUCUGUAUUUAUUUAAAAUCCUGGCACAUUUAAAAGUGUCAAACAAUUUCAUUGAAGUUUUCUCACUAUCUUAAAUUUACAGUGUGAACCAGCCAUUCAUUGAUGUUUUAACUUAAAAUCAUACUAAUAAGAUGUAUUGAAUUAUACCAAUAAGUUUGACUGAAUUAUACCAAUAAGUUUUACUGAAUUAUACCAAGAAGUUUUACUAAAUUAUACCAAGAAGUUUUACUGAAUUUUACCAGAAAUUUUUACUGAAUUAUACCAAUAAGAUUUACUGAACUAUACCAAUAAUUGUAAUGAAAUUUACCUAUAAGCUUUACCUAUAAGCUUUACCUAUAAGCUUUACUGAAUUAUAACCAAUAAUAUCAAUAAGUUUUACUGAAUUAUACCAAUACCCCACAUACCCCCGGUAUACAUUUUACUUUCAUUUAACUAUAAAAAUAUUUUUUUGGUCGAAGUUGUAACCUUGGAAUGAACACUAAAAUGACCACUGAAAUGACUGGUUGACCUCUAACAAUUGGUUAGAAUCUCAAAGCUGUAUGAACUAACUCAGAAAUGUUUUCUUUUUUCGAUCAGGGUCCAAACAACGAGGCUCAGUAUUACAUAGCCACCCAAGCACCAACUCAAACAACCAUUCAUGACUUCUGGACCAUGGUGUGGCAACAGAACUCAAGGGCCAUCAUCAUGUUGACCCAGAUGGAGGAAGAUGGCCAGGUAUCCGUAACAUUAUAUGGGAGUAUAGAGAUUUAGAAAUUCUUUGAAAUAGGAGUUGUAAAAUAUUGAAACACAAAGAUCAAUAUCAUCUCAUUAAGAUUUAACAUAUUCACUGGAAGAAAGUUUUUCAGUUCAUUUUAGUGAAAUAUUAAUUUGUACUUUUUUAACAGAGUUCUCUCUCCUGAAUUCAAAUUUAAUUUUUACCUCAAGAUACUAUUCCACAGCAGUUAAUGCGAGGUCUCCCCCCUCCACCCCCCUUUCCCCCAUGUUUUCUCCUGGCUGGUUUAACCUUCUAUUUUGUCUCUAUUAAGUCCAAAUGUGCCAGCUACUGGCCAGAACUUGUUGGGAAAAGCGCAGCACAAAAAUUUGGUGACUUUUUGAUAGAGCUUAAGCAGAAAGAUGUGCAGCAAGAAUACAUCACCUCACAACUUGAGAUCCACCAUCUGAGAGUAAGUCUGAUACAAGGCUUUGAUGUAAUUGUGUUUAUCAUCCUUUGGUUGUGUUUAUCAUCCUUUGGUUGUGUUUGUGAUCCUUUCCAUAUUCCAUUUCAUGUUUGUUUAUAUUUUGGUAUAUAAUAAUUUAAUUUCAUAAUCAAAUGACACAUACUUAGUAAGCAACUCACUAAAAUGUAAUGUGGCAAUCAAAUGACACAUACUUAGUAAGCAACUCACUAAAAUGUAAUGUGGCAAUCAAAUGACACAUACUUAGUAAGCAACUCACUAAAAUGUAAUGUGGCAAUCAAAUGACACAUACUUAGUAAGCAACUCACUAAAAUGUAAUGUGGCAAUCAAAUGACACAUACUUAGUAAGCAACUCACUAAAAUGUAAUGUGGCAAUCAAAUGACACAUACUUAGUAAGCAACUCACUAAAAUGUAAUGUGGCAAUCAAAUGACACUAUAUUUAAGAAGAGGCUCACUUAAAGUUAAGGCAAUCAAAUGAAUUAAACUGCAGAUGUCAUCUGUCUAUGAUAUGAAUUAAACUAUAGAUAUCAUCUGGCAAUGAUAUGAAUUAAACUGCAUUUGUCAUCUGGCAAGAUAUGAAUUAAACUACAGAUGUCAACUGACAAUGAUAUAAAUUAAACUACAGAUGUCAUCUGGCAGUGAUAUGAAUUAAACUAUAGAUGUCAUCUGGCAAUCAUAUGAAUUAAACUACAGAUGUCAUCUGGCAAUGACAUGAAUUAAACUACAGAUGUCAUCUGGCAAUAUGAAUUAAACUGCAGAUGUCAUCUGGCAAUCAUUUGAUUAAAACUGCAUUUGUCAUCUGGCAAUCAUAUGAAUUAAACUACAGAUGUCAUCUGGCAAUGAUAUGAAUUAAACUAUAGAUGUCAUCUGGCAAUGAUAUGAAUUAAACUACAGAUGCCAUCUGCAAUGAUAUGAAUUAAACUACAGAUGUCAUCUGACAAUAUGAAUUAAACUGCAGAUGUCAUCUGGCAAUCAUUUGAAUAAAACUGCAUUUGUCAUCUGGCAAUCAUAUGAAUUAAACUACAGAUGCCAUCUGGCAAUGAUAUGAAUUAAACUGCAGAUGUCAUCUGACAAUCACAUGAAUUAAACUGCAGAUGUCAUCUGGCAAUCAUUUGAAUAAAACUGCAUUUGUCAUCUGGCAAUCAUAUGAAUUAAACUGCAGAUGUCAUCUGGCAAUGAUAUGAAUUAAACUGCAGAUGUCAUCUGGCAAUGAUAUAAUUAAACUGCAGAUGUCAUCUGGCAAUGAUAUAAUUAAACUGCAGAUGUAACUUACAAACAGACAUGAAACAUGAAACCAAAUAAACUCAAACUAUUAUUUUCAUCAGUUCUGUAAUUCAUUCAUGUCUUUCAUUUAACCUGAAAACUCUAAAUUCUCUGCAAAAUAUAUUCACUGAUGUAAUGAUGACAAACAUUCAGCUCCUGCUAUAAAUAGAUCUAGUUUUUUCUUAUAUAAAUAAUCUACUUUUUUUCAAAUAUAAAUCAUAUUUUAUUAGAUUAUAAAAGUAUAAGUAAUUUUUAAAAUGAAAGCAAAUUAGCAAAUCUCAUUACCUUCAGAAAAUUGAAAAAAGAGAAGUCUAUCAUUUUUGGUAUACCUGUUGGCCUGCUCAUGGUCUGCCAGAGCCAAUCUCAUUGGUUAAAUUAGUUUUGGAUACAAGACCCAAGUAUGAAGGCAGUGGAUCACCUUUAAUUGUACACUGCAGGUAAGCAUGACAGUACAUGUACGUUGCAGGUAGGCUUGAGGAAACUACUUCAAGUGUACACUAAAAAUAUUAUUCGUAUUCUUUCUAAGAAUUGUAUAAGGAUGUUUUUAAAAAUUAGAUAAUGUAUCAAGCAUUGACAUUUAAAAAAAUAGGCUUGGAAUGACUUCUUAAAAAAAAUUAGAGAUCAGAUUCUUAUAUUUUUAUAAUCUUUGUGUAUUGAUGCUAAAUGAUAAUUAUAUUAGUGUGUUGAUACAAAACUUUAUGGUUGGACAGCUAGUCAUCUAGCAUCACAACAUGUAACAUUGACACCUGUGUUCCUCUGACAACUGUGUUACAUUGAUAUAAUUUUUGUAAUUUAAAUACUUUUUACUGAAUAAAAUUAUUUUUUUUCCUACUCAUUUUCUCAGUCCUGGAACUGGAAGAACAGGCACUUUUAUUGCCCUUGACCUUUGCAUGAGGCAGUUUGAAGAACGCAGAAUUGUUGAUGUCCUCAAAACUGUGUACUUAAUGCGGCAGGAAAGAGCUGGUGUCAUUCAGAACAAAGAACAAUAUUCCCUUCUUUAUAACGUAAGUAGGUUAAUUAAUAUAACUGGAUGGUGUUUAGUUUAGAGCAGGCCUGCAUAACUCAAAAUGUAUUGUGGGCCGCAAUACUUUAUAAUAAACAGUUCUGGCCAAAAAAAAAAAUAGGACAGUGGGGAAAACUAUUAUGAAAAUAAGAAUAUUUCAUUACUGCAAGGGCCACAAAGUGGAUGCUGGCGGGCUGCAUACGGCCUUAUCUUAUGCAGGUCUGGUUUAGAGAGUAUGUUGAAGGUUCUAGAGUCUAAGAAGUGAACUAAGCUCAAUCAGGACGUACAAGCUCUGGUUGUCUAUGGAUUAGGACAAUGGGAUAAUGUUAGAAGAAGUGAACUAAGCUCAAUCAGGACGUACAAGCUCUGGUUGUCUAGGAUUAGGACAAUGGGAUAAUGUUAGAAGAAGUGAAAUAGUUUUCACCAUUUUUGUUUAAAUGAGUGGUUCUCACAGACAGCAGCCAGUGCACAAUGAGUUAUUUGAAAUGAAAACCUGAUGCCCUUCAUCCUAAAGCAGAUUUUCUGAUUCUUUUUCCUUGCCUGACUUGAGCAUUGUUUUCUCAUAAGUUCCAGACAUUCGAUGGACUAGAUUUUACCCCCAUCUCCUUCCCCCACCCACACAGGAAAUAGUGGUCCACAAAUUUUACAUAAGUUAUCCGGUCAGCAGAUGAAAAAGGGCUGAGAACCACUGGUUUAAACUCUUCAGCAAAUUUACCUGGUGAAGUAAAAAAAAUUUUGCUUACUAUAGGCAUACAUUUUAUAAUUACAUAAUAAUAUAUCAAAUACAUCUUUAAACGCGUAAGACAUUUGCUCUGUCAUUUUAUGUAAUAAUUUAUAAACCUAUCUCAUGUGUAAUUUGUGAUUUAAAAAUAAAUACUUCGUAUUACAAAUGUGAUAAGGAUGCAGCUAGUAACGUCACUCAGUGGCAAGGCCACCCCAGAUGACAGCAACAUCAGUGAUGUCACCAUCUGCAGCAUUUAGUUUGUUUUUUUACCUGUUAAAAUGUAUUUGUAUGUUUUCAGGCUAUGAAUGAAUAUGCAACAAUAGUUGUGAGUCCAGUUGUAUCUGCAGCCUCAUCAGCAACAACAUUACAUGCACUGCUGUCAAGUUGAGAGAAAAGAUCAACUUUGGUGACAAGUUUAAAGAAAAGAUCAACUUUGGUGACAAGGUGAAGAAAAGAUCAACUCUGGUGACAAGCUAACCUACAGCAAUGCAUCUUACUGUCAGCCAAAACUUAAACAUAUUUCCCUUUUAGUUGCAGGUAUCAAACAACAGUGUUGGUCCACACUUCAACUUGAUUUGUAUUUAAUGCGCAAGGAGUUAAAGGAGUUAAAGCUCGGUCUGAAAGUCUUGGACGCUUUGUGAUUAAGACGUAAAAUGAAUGAAACAUAUUCUGUUUCAAGGUGGUGAUUUGUGUGGGGAUAUGACAUUUCUCCUUUCUGUUCUUAAAGUGGCUGCCAAACAGUUUUAAACAUAGAUGAACAAAUCGGUUUUAAAGUGGCUGCCAAACAGUUUUAGUUGAAAAAAAUUAUAUUAAAACUUUAUUUGUCAUUGCUACCUGAACAACUUAAACAAAACAACAACAACAUUAAACG
This is a messenger RNA of Lymnaea stagnalis (great pond snail), 27380 nucleotides long. NCBI's taxonomy places the organism in Eukaryota, Metazoa, Mollusca, Gastropoda, Lymnaeidae. The record is from the annotation of a GenBank genome assembly.